CGAACCCGAGCCUGGCCCGGCCGCAUCAGCAGCACUGCUCUCACAGCUCUUGCGUUCCCAAUAUGAACAGGUUUCUCCAAGAUCUUUGUCAGCCUGCCUGCGAGGAAGAAGGAGCUUGGAGAACACUUCUCUCUGCGUUUGUUGCAGCUGCUCAAUAUCUCUGACCUUUCCUUGAACGCAAUCGUUCCCUAAGCUUCAUUGACUGGCGGAAAGUCUGUUUGAGUUUUCCAGAAGCAAUUGCAUCCAAUAUCUUUUGAUCUGCUUCUGAAUCAAACAAUCAAAACUUGAUAAUUUAUUUGUGAUACGAUUUGAGCUCGCAGUUCGCACUUGAGCGGUGACCAAAAAGGUGUUUCAGAGGGAGAGAGAGCUGACUCUGGAUAGCGGUGACAAGUGCUCAACAUGAGAACGUUAUUACUUCAGGCCAUUGCCUUGGGCAUGGUCGUAGCUGUGUGCAGCGGAGUCUCACUUUUCGAUAGCAAACACGAACGGUUGUUUGAGGAGAGCGACCCAGCAUUAGAAGAAUCUGAUGAGGAAGUACUCAGCAGGGAAGCACGGCAGUCAUCCGGUGAACCCGUUGAGGGCCCGAAAGGAGAGCCGGGUCUACCGGGAGAGAGCAUUCCUGGGCCCCAAGGUCUUCCUGGAACGCAGGGAGAGAAGGGCCAGAAGGGAGAGCAAGGAUUCGCAGGACGGCCCGGACCCCCGGGUGAGCCCGCAAUCAUCAACUACCAAUCUCAGGUCAUAGUUGACCCGUACAACAAGCCCAAGGGUCCCGUGCAGCAAAUCCCUGUAGUCGGUCAGCCGCAGAUCUCCUACGUCACCGGCCCGCGUGGAUCGUCCGGCUCGGACGGACCUCCUGGACCCGCCGGCCCGCCCGGAGAUGACUGUGCCCCAGGACUUCCCGGAUCCCCUGGACAAACGGGUCCGCCCGGCGGCCCUGGUUCGCGUGGACCAACUGGCUCCAGUGGAGAACGCGGAGCUGAUGGCAAGCAGGGACCUGCUGGACCAGCGGGCCCAGCCGGCCCCAAGGGACCAGCUGGUCACAACGGUCUCCUGGGCAAGCAAGGCAACAAAGGCGAACAGGGUGCUCAAGGUGCAGCUGGUCCGGCCGGCCCGAUGGGUGAGAGCGGUGGCAAAGGCGAUGACGGAAACAAAGGAGACACCGGACCAAUGGGCCCAGCGGGACAACAAGGAGGACCUGGCGAUCGCGGUAGUAAUGGCAAAACUGGUCCACAGGGACCACCAGGCGCUCCUGGCCGUCCCGGUUCACGAGGUGCCCCCGGUGAUCAGGGAGCUACUGGCUACACUGGCGCUACUGGCAAACCAGGAUCACAGGGUCCACCAGGUCCGCAGGGCUCGGCUGGCCGUGCAGGAGAGAAGGGAUCUUCCGGCAAGGACGGGCUGAACGGCAACUCCGGUAACUCAGGCAACCCAGGUCGUGACGGCAAACGAGGCUCAACUGGUGCUCCCGGUUCUCAGGGUGAGGCAGGCAAACCCGGUGCCAACGGAUUCCCUGGCGGUCCCGGUCAACCUGGCCCUGACGGCGCACGAGGCAGUCCUGGAGCGAAGGGUGCACGCGGUAGUGAUGGACGAGCUGGUAGAAAUGGAAACCGUGGUGGAGCUGGACCUCAGGGACCUCAAGGCAGACAGGGAGCACAAGGCCCAGCUGGUGAAGACGGAUCUAAGGGCCCAGCCGGACCUACUGGGCCAGCCGGUCCCAUGGGACCCACCGGUCCCCAGGGCUCCUCCGGUCAGGCCGGAGCGCCCGGAUUCCCCGGCUCCGACGGCGCCGCAGGCGUCCCCGGUAACCCUGGCAACGACGGACAGACCGGCAGCAAGGGAGAGAAGGGCAGUCAAGGCAGUGACGGACCAGCAGGGCCACUGGGACCCAGAGGAAUGCGCGGACAACAAGGUUCUCAAGGCCGACAAGGAGACACCGGUCCAUCAGGCCCCGCUGGAGCCCCAGGCAAUGACGGCAACGACGGAGCUCGUGGCAAGGACGGACUUCCAGGUCUGCAAGGAUUCCCUGGCGAACGUGGAGAACGGGGUUCCAACGGAGCUUCCGGUCGUAAUGGCAAGGACGGCGAGAAGGGCCAGAAGGGAGAGACCGGGCAGAAUGGCGCAGCAGGCAACCAAGGACAACAGGGAGCAAUGGGACCCGCUGGACCGGCUGGCUCACAGGGCCGGGCAGGAGGCAGAGGCGAGCCCGGACAGCGUGGACAGAUGGGCCCUCAAGGAAACGCAGGUGCCAACGGUGCAAAGGGUGAACGUGGAGAAGCCGGAACGAAUGGACGCAAUGGAAACAUGGGACCUCUCGGCCGUCCCGGUGAGAUGGGACCGGCUGGACCAGCGGGCGCCUCUGGCGAAGAGGGAGAACGUGGCUCGACCGGAUCGGCUGGACCCAAGGGCCCGGCUGGCCCAGCCGGUGGUGCUGGACCCCAGGGACCACAAGGAGCAGCUGGCCGCCCAGGAGAGAAGGGAGCACAAGGCCGACAGGGACCGGCCGGACCUCAGGGUAACCGUGGAAACAACGGAGAAGCAGGACGUGACGGCAAGGACGGCGCUCAGGGCUCCCCUGGUCCAGCAGGCAAUGACGGCGAAACUGGAGCACAGGGCGCACGUGGACCAACGGGUAGCGACGGAGAGCGCGGCGCACAGGGUCAGGCGGGAGAGGCUGGUGAUCGCGGUGCACCGGGACAGGCCGGUCAGAACGGACGCCAGGGAGAGAAGGGACCGUCAGGAUCGGCUGGACCCGCUGGACCUCAGGGACCAAGCGGAGACCGAGGAUCAACUGGACCAGCUGGCUCCGCAGGUAACAGCGGAGCACAAGGAGCGCCCGGAGAUCAAGGCCCACCCGGCCCGGCCGGACAGCCAGGUAGCAGCGGAUCGUCAGGACAGAGAGGACACCCCGGCGGUCCCGGAGCACCCGGUACACCUGGAGAUGGGGGACCUCAAGGAUCACCUGGCUCGCCUGGCCCAGCUGGACAAGAUGGAAAACAAGGCACCCGAGGAGAGACAGGUGCCCAAGGACCCCAAGGCCCAGCUGGACCACAGGGACCAAGCGGAGAAACCGGUGAUGACGGAAAUACUGGACCUCAAGGACCCGCGGGACCCACCGGCCCCGUUGGCCCUGCUGGACCCGCUGGAGCUAAGGGCAAUGUGGGUGGACCCGGAUUCCCAGGUGCCAAGGGAGCACGCGGACUUCCCGGCCCAGUGGGCGGAGCAGGAAAGAAUGGAGAGCGUGGAGAAGAUGGCAAGAAGGGAUCAACAGGCCGACCCGGCAACCCAGGACCCCAGGGAGCCCCCGGCGAGAAUGGAGCACAAGGCACAUCCGGCGCUGAUGGUGAGCCAGGACGAAUGGGACCCUCCGGCGAACGUGGAGGCGAUGGACCGCCAGGAACUGCAGGACAACCAGGACAACCCGGACAACAGGGACCACAAGGCGCCACCGGUGCUCCCGGAUACGCUGGAAAGUCCGGAGACAAGGGCUCUAGCGGAGCAGCUGGUCCACAGGGCCCCGCCGGACCACAGGGACCUGCCGGAUCUGCUGGUGAUGCUGGUGCUACUGGCGAGGGUGGACCACAGGGAGCAAAGGGUCAUCCUGGAUUGAAGGGACCACAAGGAUUGCCAGGCGAUCGCGGUUCACCGGGUGAAGAUGGACAGCGUGGCUCAGGUGGUCCAGUCGGACCCCAAGGUUCACAGGGCUCCAAGGGACCACAAGGACCGCAGGGUGACCCAGGUAAUGAUGGACCAUCUGGAUCUACCGGACCAGAGGGACCUUCUGGUGAGAAUGGUGACUCUGGCGUUCGCGGUGACUCCGGACCACCCGGACCACCUGGACCUCCCGGACCACCUGGCAAGGGUUGCCCCAACUGUGGCGCCCACUACCCCGUCUCUGGUGGUGGAAAAUUCAAGCGUAGCGUCGACUUCGAGGAUGAACCCGCAACUGUUGACAUGGUUGAGAACUUCUUCCAUGAGCUCUCAGGUCUGAAGGAGAAGCUCUCUACCCACCAUUGCCCCAGCGGUAGCAAGGAACAGCCUGGACGUGACUGUGCUGAUCUCAAGCUCUGCAAUCCUGCUAUCAAGUCAGGUACAUACUUCAUUGAUCCCGAUGAGGGCUCACCUCUGAACGCCAUCCAGGCCGUAUGCAACUUUGACGUGGAGAAGGCAAAGACUUGCGUCGAGCCCCUUGAGUCAAGCAGUCACUUGUCGUUCCUGCGUCUCCUCCAUCACACCGUCGAGCAGAACUAUACGGAGUCUUGCAAGAAUGCCAAUGGUGUCAAGGAUCUCCUCUCGGCCGAGCUCAACGAGCCGCUCAACCUGGACAGCAAGCACCUGCAUGUCGUCCAGCACACGCCCUGCAAGAGCACGUCGGGUGAGACUACCAUCCAGCUGCAGACAUCACGCACUGACCUGCUGCCGGCACUGCCCGCCAUGCCGUCAACCACUGGCCAGUCGUCGCAGCUGUGCUUUGCUUGAAGCCCGUGCGUGCUCUGCGGUCACCACCGACACCAUCAUCGGUAAUAACAACUCACUGCUGCCGUGUGCGCAGUGACACGCCUCCACCCCAACCAUGGUGCUCCGCUGUGGUUGUGUUCGUGAUCAAACAGUUGCUGAUUUAGCAGAAUCCCAACUGUACUUAGUUGUUGCCACCUUCGGUACGGCACGGCAUUGCCUUGCUGUGCUGGAGGUGGUAACGACAGUGGAUAAUUCUUUUCCUCUCUGUAUCUCCCUGUGUCUGUCCUUGUUGUGCUGUUAUUCUCUCGUCUGCUUCUUGUUGCUAUCCAACUGCUUUGAAGUACAAGCCCACGUUUCUCAAGCGUUGUUUGUGCGCGCUUGGUUGCCAUGCCCAGCUACGUUGUCAGCCCGUUCACUCUAGUUUUACUUGGCACAUGUUGCACCUGCACAUCCCCCACUCCCAGUAUCCCCCCCCCCCCCCCCCCACACACACCACAUAGCACUGCACUCGCUUCGCAAGCACCUCGACAUAGACUAACUUGUUUUCGUAGAUAUUUUCAGACUCUUUGUCAGCUGUACAUCAUGUAAGUUCACACAAAUGCUUUGUUCUCUUUGUAUUAUGAUUGUAACCGUGUACAUGAUCGUGUACUAAGUUCAUUGCUGCUAGCUUUUCUUGUCGUUUUUUUUAUUAACAUUCUGGCCGCAAUGGCUUUCGUCUUACAGCAAUUGCGUUCCAGAACUGCAAGUAGUAAAGCGAUUUUAUGAUGAGA
Sycon ciliatum is the source of this 5225-nucleotide messenger RNA. Its product is annotated as collagen alpha-1(I) chain-like. The record is from RefSeq and is a predicted model, not a curated record. Gene Ontology annotation, biological process: extracellular matrix organization. Lineage: Eukaryota; Metazoa; Porifera; Calcarea; Leucosolenida; Sycettidae. The coding region runs from base 400 to 4476 and encodes 1358 amino acids. Gene Ontology annotation, molecular function: extracellular matrix structural constituent conferring tensile strength. The transcript has 49 exons.